Pochonia chlamydosporia 170 is the source of this 2301-nucleotide messenger RNA. RefSeq names its product pre-mRNA splicing factor ATP-dependent RNA helicase PRP43. The record is from RefSeq and is a predicted model, not a curated record. The coding region runs from base 1 to 2301 and encodes 766 amino acids. The transcript is spliced from 3 exons. Gene Ontology annotation, molecular function: RNA helicase activity; ATP binding; RNA binding. Gene Ontology annotation, cellular component: spliceosomal complex; intracellular anatomical structure. Lineage: Eukaryota; Fungi; Ascomycota; Sordariomycetes; Hypocreales; Clavicipitaceae.
AUGUCCGAUUCCAGCGAUCCCAGGGUCAGUAAGCGAGCCAGUGCGGACGCAGAUGACGCAUCUAGGAAGAAGUCUAAAAAGGGCGACCGCGAGGAAAAGUACAACCCGUACCUCGCCCACAUGCACCAGGACAGCAACGGAUAUGGCGACGAGGCAUCGCCAGACUCGAUUCUGGCAGGCAUGAAACGCCGCCAAACCACCGCUGCUCAGGCUGCCAAGGCUGAGGAUUCUGCUAUUAAUCCAUUUACCGGUAAAUCACACUCUCAGCAAUACUUCAGGAUCCUGGAAACCCGCCGCGACUUGCCCGUUCACAAGCAAAGGCAAGAAUUCCUCGAAAAGUAUCAUUCGACUCAGAUCCUCGUGUUUGUCGGUGAAACUGGUUCCGGUAAAACGACUCAGAUCCCCCAGUAUGUCGUGUACGACGAGUUACCCAAGGUCACUGGCAAGCUCAUUGCCUGUACACAACCCCGUCGAGUGGCCGCCACAUCCGUCGCGCAGCGUGUUGCCGAUGAAAUGGACGUCACUCUCGGCGAGGAGGUUGGUUACAGCGUCCGUUUUGACGACUGCUCGAGUUCCAAGACGAUGCUCAAGUACAUGACGGACGGUAUGCUUCUACGUGAGGCCAUGCACGACCACGACAUGUCCCGCUAUAGUUGCAUUAUUCUUGACGAGGCUCACGAACGUACCCUUGCCACUGAUAUUCUCAUGGCACUGUUGAAACAAAUUGCCAGUCGACGACCGGAUUUGAAGAUCAUUGUCAUGUCUGCUACGCUUGAUGCUCAAAAGUUCCAAAAAUACUUCAAUAAUGCACCGCUGCUGGCCGUCCCCGGUAGAACGCAUCCUGUCGAGAUUUUUUAUACUCCCGAACCGGAGAGGGAUUAUGUCGAGGCUGCCAUUCGAACAGUCUUGCAGAUCCAUGCAUCGGAGGGCGAUGGUGAUAUCUUGCUCUUCUUGACGGGCGAAGACGAAAUCGAGGAUGCCUGUCGCAAAAUCAACUUGGAAGCCGACGAGUUACAAAGGGAAGUGGACGCCGGACCUCUUGUCGUAUACCCAUUGUACGGUACUCUGCCUCCUCAUCAGCAACAGAGGAUCUUUGAUAAGGCACCAGCUCCUCUCAUAAAAGGUGGACGCCCCGGUCGCAAGGUCAUUGUGUCUACCAACAUUGCCGAAACCUCCUUGACCAUCGAUGGUAUUGUCUAUGUCGUGGACCCCGGCUUCAGCAAGCAAAAGAUUUACAACCCCCGUAUCAGAGUUGAGUCUCUGCUCGUAUCACCCAUUUCAAAAGCCUCAGCCCAACAACGUGCCGGUCGUGCUGGUCGUACCAAGCCUGGAAAAUGCUUCAGGCUGUACACAGAGAAGGCGUUUAAGAAGGAGCUCAUUCAGCAGACAUAUCCCGAAAUUUUACGAUCCAACCUUGCAAAUACGGUUCUAGAGCUGAAGAAACUCGGCGUGGAAGAUUUGGUUCACUUUGAUCUCAUGGACCCGCCUGCUCCAGAGACAAUGAUGAGAGCCCUCGAGGAACUCAACUACCUCGCAUGCCUUGAUGACGACGGAGAACUCACAACCCUGGGCAGUCUGGCAUCCGAAUUCCCCUUGGAUCCGUCACUGGCUGUCAUGUUGAUUUCAUCGCCCGAGUUCUACUGCUCCAACGAGAUUCUCAGCAUCACCUCACUUUUGUCCGUCCCUCAAAUUUUCGUCCGGCCAGCAAACAACCGCAAGCGCGCAGACGAAAUGAAGGCGCACUUUAGCCACCCGGACGGUGAUCACUUAACCCUGCUCAACGCCUACCACGCCUUCAAAGGCCAAGCUACCUCAGACGGCGCCAAGCAAUGGUGCCACGAGCACUUCCUCUCCUUCCGCCACUUGUCAAGUGCAGACAGCGUCCGCGCCCAGCUCAAGCGGAUUAUGGAAACGCACGGGCUGGAACUCGUCUCCACGCCAUUCGAGGACAAGAACUACUACAACAAUAUCCGGAGGGCGCUAUUGUCCGGCUUCUUCAUGCAGGUUGCUAUGAAAGAGAGCUCAGGCAAACUCUAUCGCACCGUGAAGGACGACCAGGCCGUCCUGAUCCAUCCGUCUACAGUCCUGCGCACCGAAUUCGACUGGGUGCUCUAUAACGAGUUUGUCCUCACGUCGAAGCAAUACAUUCGUACGUGUACGGGCAUUCGACCAGAAUGGUUACUCGAAAUCGCCCCCGUUUACUACGACCUUGACACGUUUGAGCAAGGUGACGUCAAGAGGUCGCUCGCCAGAGCUGCCGAGAGGAAGCGGAGAAAGGAGGCUAUGAAAGCUGGACGGUGA